This is a messenger RNA of Daucus carota subsp. sativus, 1597 nucleotides long. Its product is annotated as nucleosome assembly protein 1;4. Gene Ontology annotation, molecular function: chromatin binding; histone binding. The record is from RefSeq and is a predicted model, not a curated record. NCBI's taxonomy places the organism in Eukaryota, Viridiplantae, Streptophyta, Magnoliopsida, Apiales, Apiaceae. The coding region runs from base 147 to 1256 and encodes 369 amino acids. The transcript is spliced from 11 exons. Gene Ontology annotation, cellular component: nucleus; chromatin. Gene Ontology annotation, biological process: somatic cell DNA recombination; nucleosome assembly.
ACUCCACUCCAGCACCAAUUUUUAAAAAUUGAACUACCAAUUAGGUCAGCAGGUGACAUAUACUACUCUACACACAACACACAGCAGAACAAAGAGGCUCAAGUUGAGAGAAAAGCAGACGCCUCGUUUAAUCCAAUUGAAUCUCCAUGGGAAACCCUAACAAAGAUCUCGACAUGUCCGAUCUCGCCGCCUCUCUCCCCGCCGCCGCCGCCGCUUUAAGUGCUGAGGAUCGUGCUGGCCUUGUUGAUGCGCUUAAGAAUAAGCUUCAGAACUUGGCUGGAGAACACUCCGAUGUGUUGGAAUCGUUGUCUCCUGUGGUUCGGAAGAGAGUCGAGUUUUUGAGAGAGAUUCAGGGCGAUCAUGAUGAAUUGGAGGCUAAAUUCUUUGAGGAGAGAGCUUUGCUUGAAGCUAAAUACCAAAAACUGUAUCAACCUUUAUACACCAAGAGAUAUGAAAUUGUAAAUGGAAUUGUUGAAGCUGAAGGAGCUAGUGAGGCUUCAGCUGACAAAGAAGGCGAAGAAGAAAAAGGAGUGCCUGAUUUCUGGCUCACUGCAAUGAAAACUAAUGAGGUUUUGUCAGAGGAGAUUACUGAACGUGACGAGGAGGCUCUCAAGUACUUGAAAGAUAUCAAGUGGUAUAGAAUUGACGAUCCCAAGGGCUUUAAGCUUGAGUUCUACUUCAAUACAAACCCUUUCUUUAAGAAUACCUUGUUGACAAAAACAUACCACAUGAUUGAUGAGGAUGAACCUAUUCUGGAGAAGGCAAUUGGGACGGACAUUGAAUGGUAUCCAGGCAAAUGUUUGACGCAGAAGAUUUUAAAGAAAAAGCCAAAAAAGGGGUCAAAGAAUGCAAAACCUAUCACCAAGACUGAAGAUUGUGAGAGCUUCUUCAAUUUCUUCAGCCCACCCGAGGUGCCUGAGGAUGAUGAGGAUGUUGAUGAUGAAGUUGCAGAGGAGCUUCAAAAUCAAAUGGAACAAGACUAUGACAUCGGAUCAACCAUUCGGGACAAAAUUAUCCCUCAUGCUGUUUCAUGGUUUACUGGGGAAGCUGUGCAAGGAGAUGAUUUUGAAGAUAUUGAUGGUGAUGAUGAUGAAGAUGAUGAUGAAGAGGAGGAUGAGGACGAAGAUGAAGAGGAGGAUGAGGAUGAAGAGGAAGAGGAAGAGGAAGAAAGAAAAAACAGAAAGAAGAAGGGUGGAAGAGCACCUGGUGGGGAAGGUCAGCAGGGUGAGCGUCCCCCGGAAUGCAAGCAGCAGUAAUUGAAUCAAGUUCUGUAGUUGAUUGUUGAGUUGGGUGUUUAUCUUGAUAUGCUUGGUAUUUGAUGGUUUUGGCUCUUUGAUCUUGUCGUACUCACCAUGAUUUGUGUUUGUGGAAGUACGAGUCGUUUUAUAGGAUGAGUUGAAUCCAUCCUUUUAAGCUCUUGUGUUCUGUCAGCUUUUGCCUUCGUGAAGAAGUUUCAGAUGAACCAUUACAAUUAUGUCUAGCAGCUUUCUUAAACUUCUGCAAUUAUUUGUUAUUAUAUUUUAUACAGAUGUAGAAGGAAUGCAAGAUUAGAAACAUAUUUUUGGCCUAUGCAAAGCUUAUCUUGGUUGUUACUAUA